Molecule: messenger RNA, 1390 nt
Organism: Chlorocebus sabaeus (green monkey)
Lineage: Eukaryota; Metazoa; Chordata; Mammalia; Primates; Cercopithecidae
Gene: GML
Product: glycosylphosphatidylinositol anchored molecule like
Source: RefSeq, a predicted model, not a curated record
UCCAGAGGGCCAGCAGCUUUCACAGGAAGGGCACACAGCCUGGGGGCCAUGGGGGUGAUAAGAAUGUAGGCCUGAGAUGGUGGGAAAUGGCUCCUGCACAGAAGACAUGCUUCCCGUAGUCCCAGGUAGCUUAGAAGACCUACUGAUGAGUGUUGGAACAGAAUCCUGCUCCUGAGCCUGGCUGUGCUCUCCCAGUGUGAGGUCUUUCGUCGCCGUCCAUGUCACCAUCAUCCUCCUUACGACAGGGGCCCUGGGCGGCCAACCUUGGCAAUACUCAUGCAGAUCUAAUAAAACCAUGCCAGCAGUCACCCUCCACGCCCCUGCCUGGCUACCUCAUGCCUGUGCCGAGCCUGGUUGGAGGCUGCACAUCUUUGGCUGGAGUUUGCUCUUGGCCUGGAUUCCAUUUUCUCCCAGCAAGGUCCAGGCUCCUGCAUGAAGUGAUGCUCCACUUUGCCUUACUCCUAGCCAUGGGGCUCCCACUGGUGGCAGCCAAUGUUACCGUUGGUGCUCAGUGGACCUAUAGUUUGAGAUGCCAUGACUGUGCGGUCAUAAAUGACUUCAACUGUCCCGACAUUAGAACAUGUCCGUAUCAUGUUAGGCGCUGUAUGACAAUCUCCAUCCGCAUAAACCCUCGUGAGCUACUUGUUUAUAAGAACUGUACAUACAACUGCACGUUUCUAUAUGCAGCUCACCAGCCUCCUGAAGCCCCAAGAAAAAUCUUCAAAACUAAUAGCUUCUACUGGGUUCGUUGUUGUAAUACCAUGGUUUGCAAUGCAGGAGGACCUACUAAUCUUGAAAGGGACAUGUUACCCAAUGAAGUAAUUGAAGAGGAGCUUCCAGAAGGAACUGUGAGGCUGGGGGAGUCAAAACUGUUCCUGAGCUUUGCCUCUAUCAUAGUCAGCAAUAUAUUGCCAUAAGGACCCCUCCUUGAAGGGUCUGACCAUCUUCACCCAUUCCAAAGAGAAAUGUUGCUUUCCAUUAUUCCCUUGUAAGCCAGAGACCCUUAUCCACUGCUCUUCUAGGUGGCCCAUUUAUGGUUUAUUGUAAGAGAAAAAUAAAAAAAAAUUAUUGUUUAGUGAAGAUGUUCAUGAGCAUUUGUUUGCCAGCAUGUACUUGAGCACUCAUAGUGGAGUCUCCAUUCAUAUCUGUUCUUCCUUCCCUCGCUCUGUAUUCAGGGAUUACUCUGUGGUUUUAUUAUAGUAUCAGUUGCUGUAGCUAUUAUUGAUUUUGGUAGUUUCGUCUUUGCGCUUCAUACUAAAGUUAUGAGUGGGUUGCACACUGCAAUUAUAGCAUUGCAAUAUUUUGGUUUGUCUGUGUACUUAAUUUUACCCUGGGUUUUAUACUUUCAGAUAUUUUCUUUUUAUACAUGAGUGUUUUUUUCUUUCCGUUU